AUGUGGAAAGCUUGUCAAGAUAUUUUGCCCACGAAGGUCAACCUUUGUCGUCGCCAAGUCCUUGAGGAUGCUACGUGUGAAGCUUGCGGUUUGGAUUCUAAGACUAUUGGCCACCUUUUAUGGGACUGUCAGCGAGCCUGCGAGACUUGGGAACUUUCAGGAAUUCUGUUUGAUAUCACUGGAAUUCACUACAGGGACUUUAAAGAUCUCCUAUGGUACCUCAUCCUUACCAAAUAUGUAGAUAGAGACUUGCUUGUACUUAUUGUUACCAUGGCUUGGUGCAUGUGGUUUAACAAAAACAAAACACGCCUAGGCAGUCCGAGACAACCUAGCCAUGAAAUCCUCCACAAAGCCUGCCUCAUCCUGAAAGAGUUCCAGCUUAUCCACUUUCGGACGCCUCAUCACCACCAAGCCCAAGACUCAUGCUGGGUCCCCCCAACCUCUCCGUACUACAAAAUCAACACUGAUGUUGCUAUUUUUAAUAACUCAGUGGGCAUCGGUAUGGUAGUUCGGGACAACGAGGGAUCGGUGAUAGUAGCCAUAAGUAAACACCUCCAGUUACCCUUGGGCCCAUUGGAGGCUGAAGCCAAGGCAAUGGAGGAAGCUAUCUCUUUUGCAUGGUAUAUCGGAGUCCAAGAUGUUAUUUUUGAGACAGAUUGUAGCACUAUCUUUGAAGCUCUCAAUGGGUCCACCACACCCCCUGUUACUAUUGUAAACCUCAUUGUGGAUAUUUAG
Molecule: messenger RNA, 735 nt
Organism: Quercus robur (English oak)
Lineage: Eukaryota; Viridiplantae; Streptophyta; Magnoliopsida; Fagales; Fagaceae
Exons: 1
Coding region: 1-735 (244 amino acids)
Molecular function (GO): RNA-DNA hybrid ribonuclease activity; nucleic acid binding
Source: RefSeq, a predicted model, not a curated record